This is a messenger RNA of Vespa velutina, 2732 nucleotides long. Its product is annotated as retinol dehydrogenase 11-like. Lineage: Eukaryota; Metazoa; Arthropoda; Insecta; Hymenoptera; Vespidae. Bases 287 to 1267 code for a protein of 326 amino acids. The transcript is spliced from 5 exons. The record is from RefSeq and is a predicted model, not a curated record.
AUUUGAAUUACAUCAAUGGUCAUUGAGGAGUGGUGAGAAGCAGUGAGCGAUGACAAUAUAAAAAAGUUACAAUUUGUGUAUGCAGAAAAAAAUAUUCCUUCGUGACAAUUAUUAUAUAGAAGAAUAGUUAAGAAAAAUUCCUUUAGAAUAUUUUUAUCAGAGAUUUACAUUCUUACUUUACCGCAUUACUUUCAUAAAUUCUUCCAUAGAUAAAUAUAUAUAUAUAUAUGUGGAUAAAGAUGCUAACUGUGAUAAAAUUGACUUAAUAAAUUUUUUAAAAACAAAUAUGGUAUCUUCGUGGUGCUAUUUUGUUUUACCUGUUGUGUUAUUAAUUGGAUUUCUUCGAAAAUGCCGUGAAUGUACUUGGGGAAGAUGUAAAAAUACGAGUAGCUUACAAGGACGAGUUUUUAUUGUAACAGGAGCUAAUUCAGGUAUUGGUAAAGAAACAGUCAAAGAAUUAGCAACACGAAAAGCUACAGUCAUUAUGGCUUGUCGAAAUAUGCAAAAUGCCAAAAAUGUUAUUUCUGAAAUUCGUCAUCAAACUCCUAACGGCGAACUGAUUCCAAUGGAAUUAGAUCUUGCAUCACUUUCAUCCAUCAGAGAAUUUGCAGCUCAAGUAUUAAAGAAUUUUCCUGAAAUUCAUGUAUUAAUUAAUAAUGCUGGCAUAUAUACACCACUCAAGGACCAUGCAAUUACCGAAGAUGGAUUUGAAAUUCACUUUGGUGUCAAUCAUCUUGGACAUUUUUUAUUAACCAAUUUACUUAUAGACCGUCUUAAAGAAAAUGCACCUAGCAGAGUUGUUAUUGUAACAUCUAAACUCUUAGAAUCAGGUGUUAUUGAUUUUUCAAAUUUAAAUGGUGAAAAAGGUAUAACGACUAAAGGACGUAUGAAUCCAGGUUAUUGUAACUCAAAAUUAGCAAAUGCAUAUUUUGGCAUGGAACUUGCAAAGAGAAUGAAAGAUUACAAUGUGAAUGUUUAUAUGGUUUGUCCUGGAUUUGCUUAUACAGGAUUGUUCAGAAAUGUCAAACGAAGUCGUUUUCAUUAUAUUUUAUUCUCUCCAAUUGCUUUAUUAUUUCUAAGAACUGCAAACCAGGGUGCACAGACUGUGCUACAUUGUGCCAUUGAACCUUCCUUAGCCGAUGAAAGUGGGCAUAUUUAUCGAAAUUGUGAGCUUUAUGUAUCUGAAAAGGAAUUAGAUCCUAAAAUAGCACUUCAGUUAUGGGAAGUAAGCGAAAAAAUGAUAGCUGCCAAAGAGACUGCAAAAUAAAUGAUUCAUUCGAUUCACAUCAUUUUACUCUAAACGAUUUGGGCAUUCAAAGUUUAUUUUUGUAUAUAAAUUAGUACUGUAAUAGAUAUAGUGGUAUGUAUUUUUAUUAUCACUAUUCUUUUAAAAAAUGUUUAUUUAUAAUUUGGUGAAUUUUUGCAUUAUUACUGCAUUUGUUAAUAUGCAUGAGAUAUACAAGAUAUUACCAACAGAAUAUUAUAAUAUUCUGCAUGGUGUAGCCAACUAAACUUAAGUAGCUGAAAAACAAACAGAAUGUUACAAAUAAAAGUCUUCAACAAUAUUAAAAAAAUUUUUUCACUGAUAUAGAUUAAAACAUAGAGGAAAUAAUCUUUUUUAAAAUACAAUUUACAAUAAAUGUAAUUAUGUUAUGAAAUUAUUAGAAGCAAAGUGUAUUUUUGAAAAUACAAGUAGAACACAAUAUAAAGUAUAAUACUAUUAUAUUUUAAGAUAUCUCAGAAACGUGAAUUGUAAUGUAAAUAAUAAGUCAUGGAUAUGUGUACAAUCUUGCUUUAAUUUUGUAUUUUUCUUAUAUUGCAAUAUUUGUGUUAAAUAUAUAUAUAUAUAUAAAAAAAGAAAAAAAAAAGAAAAGAAAAAAACUAUAGGCAUAUUCGUAACAUUUAAUUGUCAUUUAAAACUUGAAAAGAAACAUGUACGUUUUAUUUAUAACAUAUCAUCUUAAUUAAGAAAGAUUAAAUAAAAAAUUUCAUUAAUCAUCUUAAUAAAUCCAAGUAUAAAUGUAAUAUUUAUCUAAUAAAUUAUGAUCACAUUCGGUAAAUGCUUCAGAACUUUGGUUGGUCCUCUUAUACAGUUUAUCCAAUCUUUAAAUAAUCUUAAAAUCAAAAAUCUACAUUUUUAUAUAUUAUUCUUUAUAUUAUAAGGAGAAACGCAACAUAGCUGAGAAGCUCAGAAAAACAAUUUGAAAUUUUUUUAGAAAUAUACAUAAUAUCAUCUGCUUCAUAAAAUAUUAAUUAUUGAAGAGAUAAUAAAUAAAAUAUAAAUCACAAAUACUAUGUAGAUAUAUACAGAAUGAAUUGUGUAAUUCAACAAGCUAUAGAACAUUAUUAAAGAUAGAAAAAACUAUCAAGUUAUUAUUAAUAGAAUCGCAUGAUUUUUUUUCUACGAUUCUCAAUGUAUUAUAAUUAUGCAACUUCUAUGAAAAAGUACUACGAUUAUAUUAUCAUUUUAUGAUAUAAAGUUGUAUUCGAAUGUGUACGGCGAUUACAGUUUUAAGAAAAUAAUAUUUAUAAAACAAUGCAACCCCCCUCCUCUCUUUUACUAUUUUCUUUCUGCAACAAUAAUAAAGAUAUACUUGAUCAAAGUUGCAUACUUCGAUCCUAACACAUUUUAUAUGUACUAAAUAACUCUUUCGAAUUUUUUUACAAGAUUUACUCGCAUAUACAAUAACUUUAUAUUUGAAUUAAUAAAUAUUACAGCCGUGGUUUCAUAA